Messenger RNA from Lactuca saligna, 1100 nucleotides. Lineage: Eukaryota; Viridiplantae; Streptophyta; Magnoliopsida; Asterales; Asteraceae. The record is from the annotation of a GenBank genome assembly.
CAUCCACCUGAUCCCUUGUAAUAAACCAUGUUAUGAAGUUGGAUCAGUGCAAUAGAUAUUUUGUGCCAUGAAAGUUACUAUUCUAAAUACAUAAUCGAUAUAAUUCGGAUAUUAUUAUAUAUUCGAGUUACACUAUAUAUAAAUUUUAUUAAAUAUUUUGUAUUCCUGAAGAUAAGAGCAGAAUAUAAAAAAAGAUAUAUAUCAUACCCACUAACAUCCGCCGUCAUGAUCGUUUUCAACAUUUCAACCAUAUCCUUAAAACACGUAGUAUAUAUGUAUAUGCAUACAUAUAAUUAAAGUUACACCACCACUACUUAAUAUCACUUGUGAAAACACAAGAAUAUAUAAUUCGAAAUAGUUUUGAGAGAAGAAAUUAAUUAAUGGGUUCAUUAAUGGCAGGUUGGGAUUCACGAGUUCGUGACCCUAAAUCCAUAAAUCUAAAGAGGAACGUGUCGAUGACCAACGAAGAAAUCGCAAAUUAUUGGAGAUCAAAGAAAAACGACGAACAAGUACAUGCAGGUGUUCUUACAUCUUGUCAGACGUUUUCGAUGGAAAAUUAUAAGAAAAAUGAGUUGGAAAAAAUAUAUGGUAGAUCAAAUUCCCUUCCGAUCACAAAAGAAUAUUCCGCUAUAGCAACUUCAGAAGAAGAAGAAGAAGAUGACGAAAAACUUUUCAAGCGCCAUGGCUGGUGGAUGAAUAGUAGAUGGGCGUUUUUAAAUGAACCACCUGUUAUUGCAUCGGAAACACCUGUGGUCAGAUAUGCUUCGCAAUUCCAUGUUGCUCAAAAACACAUCAACGCCUCCGACCACCAUGCUGCCACCAACGGCAUUAGAACUUGAGUUUUGACUUUUUUUGUAACGAAAAACAUAUACUAUAUAAUGUCAUAUCUGUGAUGUGUGAAAAUUUGGUGUCGUUUUGGUUUAUGUGUUCGUAAGUUAUAAUUUUUAAAUAUUAUAACAAGUAUAUAUCAAAAAUGUUUAAUGUAUUGUAGUAACUGUAACGUAUUGUCAGAUGCUUUUGUGUUAAUAUAUGUCUUUAUAUGUAACGCUAAUUUAUACGAAUGUAUUCAAGCCUAUCUAUGGUGGUUUCAUGCUCGAAUA